AUGAAAAAGCAGGGAUGGAAGAUAGAUGCUUGGUCCUGCAAGGCCUUUCUUAUGGCCUUGAGAGCGUCUGGCGAGAUGGAGACGGCUUUGGAGUUUUUGCAGACGGUGCUGGAAUUGGGGCUUGAGGCGACGCCCCAUUAUAUGGCCAUCAUUGUUGAUGGGCUCUGCUCGAAAGGCGAGAUAAAGAAAGCUAUUGAGUUUUCUGAUGGCAUGAGUGCUAGAGGGUUCAAGGCCAAUAUCUUCUCUUCUAAGUCGUUAAUGGAGGCUCAUUGCAAGAAUGGAGAUAUUGAGAGGGCCCUCGAGGUCCUGGGUUCAGUGGUAGACAACGCUGGCGUCCAAAGGAAUGUCGCAACUUAUACCAUUCUGAUCAAUGCAUUGUGCAAUUCAGGCAAGAUAGAUAAAGCUGAGGAGUUGUUUGACGACAUGAAGAAGAGGGGGAUGGUUGGGGAUGUCUAUGUCUAUACUUCAAUGGUCCAUGGAAAUUGUAAGGGUGGCAACAUAAAGAGGGCAUUUGCUCUGCUUGAUGAAAGCAUAGAUGCAUUGACACCAAAUGCUCAUACCUAUGGGGCACUGAUCAAUGGUUUGUGUAAUGAGAUGCAAAGAAAGGGAAUUGAUUCCAAUCAGAUUAUACUCCACACGAUGAUUGCUGGGUAUUGCAAGGCAGGAGAUAUUGAUGAGGCCUUCAACUUGAUGGCUAACAUGGAAAAGAAAGAAAUCAAACUGGAUGUUUAUACAUAUAGUACAAUUAUGAGUGGGUUAGGAAAGUUGGACAGGUUUGAAGAGGCCAAGAGGCUGUUCUAUGCUAUGGUUGACAAAGGGAUUUCUCCAAAUGCUGUGAGCUAUACUACUUUGGUGGGCAUUCACUGCAAAGAAGGGAAUCUAGAUGAGGCCAUGAGAGACUUUCGUGAGAUGGGCAGGAAAAGUAUCAGGCCUACUGUUUGCACUUACAAUACUUUGAUUGAUGGGGGUCCCCCAUAA
Nymphaea colorata (pocket water lily) is the source of this 978-nucleotide messenger RNA. Its product is annotated as pentatricopeptide repeat-containing protein At2g32630-like. Bases 1 to 978 code for a protein of 325 amino acids. Gene Ontology annotation, molecular function: protein binding. The record is from RefSeq and is a predicted model, not a curated record. The transcript has 2 exons. Lineage: Eukaryota; Viridiplantae; Streptophyta; Magnoliopsida; Nymphaeales; Nymphaeaceae.